Messenger RNA from Homo sapiens (human), 1769 nucleotides. It is a transcript of the gene DUSP2, whose product is annotated as dual specificity phosphatase 2. Gene Ontology annotation, cellular component: nucleus. Gene Ontology annotation, molecular function: MAP kinase tyrosine/serine/threonine phosphatase activity; phosphoprotein phosphatase activity; protein tyrosine phosphatase activity. The transcript is spliced from 3 exons. The record is from RefSeq and is a predicted model, not a curated record. The coding region runs from base 87 to 1115 and encodes 342 amino acids. NCBI's taxonomy places the organism in Eukaryota, Metazoa, Chordata, Mammalia, Primates, Hominidae.
GGAGUCGACCGCUCGGGCAGCGCCACCGCCACGAGAGCCCGGGACGCGGGAAAGACCGAAAGGAAGAGGAAGAGGCACCGGUGGCCAUGGGGCUGGAGGCGGCGCGCGAGCUGGAGUGCGCGGCGCUGGGCACGCUGCUGCGGGAUCCGCGGGAGGCGGAACGCACGCUGCUGCUGGACUGCCGCCCCUUCCUGGCCUUCUGCCGGCGCCACGUGCGCGCCGCGCGGCCAGUGCCUUGGAACGCGCUGCUGCGGCGCCGCGCGCGCGGCCCUCCUGCCGCCGUUCUCGCCUGCCUGCUGCCCGACCGCGCGCUGCGGACGCGCCUGGUCCGCGGGGAGCUGGCGCGGGCCGUGGUGCUGGACGAGGGCAGUGCCUCGGUGGCGGAGCUCCGGCCCGACAGCCCGGCUCAUGUGCUGCUGGCCGCGCUGCUGCACGAGACCCGCGCGGGGCCCACUGCCGUGUACUUCCUGCGAGGUGAGCAAGCCGGCCGCCCUUGGCCCGCCCCACCCGACUCCAGCCCGGCUUUCCCUGCUGAUCGUGCUCUUCCCCUCCUUGCAGGAGGCUUCGACGGCUUCCAGGGCUGCUGUCCCGAUCUGUGCUCUGAGGCCCCCGCCCCUGCGCUGCCGCCAACAGGGGACAAAACCAGCCGCUCCGACUCCAGGGCUCCUGUCUACGACCAGGGUGGCCCUGUGGAGAUCUUGCCCUACCUGUUCCUGGGCAGCUGCAGUCACUCGUCAGACCUGCAGGGGCUGCAGGCCUGUGGCAUCACAGCCGUCCUCAACGUGUCCGCCAGCUGCCCCAACCACUUUGAGGGCCUUUUCCGCUACAAGAGUAUCCCUGUGGAGGACAACCAGAUGGUGGAGAUCAGUGCCUGGUUCCAGGAGGCCAUAGGCUUCAUUGACUGGGUGAAGAACAGCGGAGGCCGGGUGCUGGUGCACUGCCAGGCGGGUAUCUCGCGCUCUGCCACCAUCUGUCUGGCAUACCUCAUGCAGAGUCGCCGUGUGCGGCUGGACGAGGCCUUUGACUUCGUUAAGCAGCGCCGGGGGGUCAUCUCCCCCAACUUCAGUUUCAUGGGGCAGCUGCUGCAGUUUGAGACCCAGGUGCUGUGUCACUGAGGUGGUGCCCCUCUGCCUGCCUGCCCCACUGUGCUGGCAGGAGCUGACUGUGGACUGGUGGGCUCCCCUCUGGGCCAGCACAGUCCCCUCACCUCUGGCAGGGCUGCUACCUCCUCAGAGUUUCAGAAGCCCCCACAUGGGGGCUCUAGGAAUGCCGGCAUGCUGGUCUUUCCGACCUGGUGCUCUUCUGCUGGGGGACUGAGGCUGGCCCUCAUUCGGGGUCGGGAACCAAGGGUGUGUCUGCUCUUUCCCUCCCCAUCCUCUGGCAGAAAUCAGCUAGACGCUAUACCGUGGACUCUCCCUGGUCCACCACCAUGUUGAAGCCCUUGGCAGCCUGAGAGCUCCAAGGAACAAGCUGUGACAACCAGGAGCCCUGUCUGUGGGUUCGUCUGCCCAGGGCCUGGAGCCCAAGCCCUGUGUUCCUGGGGAAGCUGGGGACUUGGGAAGUGAUGGGUGUGUCAUGUUGCGUGUGUCUGUCUGUGAGCCUUUCACACCUGUGCUGGCGCUGGAAAAUUAUUUGUGCUCAGCUGACAUUUAACACUCCCUCCCCCGCUUCCUCCUAGCCCUGUGGGCAGGGGUUGGAAACUUAGCACUUUAUAUUUAUACAGAACAUUCAGGAUAUGUCAAUAAAAUAUUGUUAUAUUUAAAAAACAA